CCCAGCUCUGAGUUUCACUGGAAGAGGGACUUUAGGAGCCACGUGAGCUAAUGCAGGUACAGGAUCUGACAGCAGCGUCAGGGAAGAACUUAUCCACACCCGAGAAAGAAUAUACCACAGGAAAGGCUGCGCGGUUCAACUACAAAGGAUGAGGGGGAAGGUUCUCUUUAACGUGACUACUUACAAGUAGUAUUUCCUCAUCAUGGAUGAGCUAUCACCUGAAGAAAUUCAGCUGAGGGCCAACCAGGUCACUGAUGAGUCUUUGGAAAGCACAAGGAGGAUUCUUGGCUUGGCCAUUGAGUCCCAGGAUGUUGGCAUCAAAACUAUUACCAUGCUGGAUGAACAAGGAGAACAACUAAAUCGUAUAGAAGAAGGCAUGGACCAGAUAAAUAAGGACAUGAGGGAAGCUGAGAAGACACUGACAGAGCUCAACAAAUGUUGUGGGCUCUGUGUCUGUCCGUGUAACAGGACAAAGAACUUUGAGGCCAGUAAAGCAUACAGAUCAACCUGGGGAGAUGGAACAGAGAACUCAGCAGAUCAUGUGAUAUCCAUGCAACCAAAAAGUACAAAUUGGCAGCAGCCUCAGACUUCUGGAGGACCAAGUGGUGGAUAUAUUACAAGGAUAACCAAUGAUGCCAGAGAAGAUGAAAUGGAUGAAAAUCUUGCUCAAGUUGGAAACAUUCUUGGGAAUUUGAAAAACAUGGCUUUGGAUAUGGGCAAUGAGAUUGAUGCCCAGAACAAGCAAAUAGACCGGAUAAAUGUAAAGGCUGAUACAAACAGGGAACGCAUUGAGCAAGCGAACAUCAGAGCCAAGAAACUAAUUGAAAAUUAAAGCCUGCUGUCAUUGUUCAUUGACAGCCUCUCCAGCUGCAAGCCACCAUAUUCAUGGAUCUGUGAAACUUCUAUUCUGAAAUAAGAGGGGUUGGGAAAAAUGAAGCAGUACCCCUUCUGUAGGGAUUAGUUUUCUUUUAUUGCUUCAUGUAAACAUGGCCUUGACUCCAAGAAAGCAGCCAACUUCCUUCUACUCAUCUGCCUUCACUUUCUUUAAACUGCUCAGGGCUAAAAGUGUUAGGGCUUUGAGAAUCUUCUUGCAUGUUUUAUUCCCCUUCCCAAUUUCUUCUUACUAUUUUUUUUUUUUAUUUUACUGCACCGAAAAUUCAGUCCUUUAUUUAAAUUGAACAAGCAGGGUAACCUGAAUUCACAGUUGUGGAAAGUUGGAGAGGGCACUUUGCACUGUUUGAAAUACCUCAUAAGUUGGGUGUCUUCACUAAAAUAGGGAAUAGGUGAACAUUGUCUGAUUUUUAUCUCUAGCAUCUAACCAUAGUUUUACAGUCCAAACCACACAAUUGGUUUGGAAUUGAAUUUGUGAAUCACAGAAUUGAAGAGGCCCAUUAUUUACAGCUUGUGGGUUGAGGGCUUUAAAACACUUCCUAACCACACAAACCUUAAGGUAAUGGUAACCAGAGGGAUAUAAGGUUUCCGUUUCUUGACUGUAAAAUUGACAUCGGUUUGGAGGCCAUGACUAAUCAUGCUGCAUUGUUCUGAUAAUAUUUGUUGUGUGUGUAUAUAUAUCUGAUCUAAACCCCAUGCACACAAGUAGAAGAUAAAACAAUCUCCCCAAGGUAUUUACUUGAUAGAAAAUUUUACACCCCUCAUCUGAAAGUUAACUUUUGUUUGAAUGAUGCAUCUGAACUGGAAGAAACUGAGUAGAAAAGCAUGCAGUUUGCUUGCUUCCCAUAUCUUAUUUUCUUGUGGCCAGUUUUCACUGGAGUUCAGUUAAUGCCUUUCUCCAGUGCAAAAUAAUGAUAGAGAUCUGGUGCAGAGUUUGUUCUCAGCAGUGACUUUGGGGGUGCUUCUUAAAACUACCAAAACCAGAGAAGCUUAUUGUAAAACAUUUUGUCAGAAGUCUGAAGGAAGCAGUAGUUAUUUAGGAACUGUAUGCUAGUUCUAAAUAAACUAGUUCUAAAUAGUUUCCUGGCUGGUUUAUUAUUGCAGACUUUGGGACUGGCAAUUGGAAAUACCACAUAUCCAAGUUGCUUGAAAAUAAAAUGGUCUCUGCAGAACAGAGGAGUUUCUGACCACGUGAGGUAAAGCACUCUCCCAUGAAGAAAAAAAGAUUUACUGUAAUAUAAAAAGAUUUUCUUGAAAUCUUGAUAGUUAUUCAAUUGCAAGUAACUUAGAUUAUUGUAACUCCACCCAGUGAUAUAUUAUGCCUGUUUUCGAGUUGAAAAUGAUACUUUGGAAUAACCUGUGAUACUCAGUGUUGGAUGGCAAAAAUAUUCAAACCAAAUUUUAGGAGGAAUAAUUAAAACUGAUAGCAUUAUGGGGUGCUUUUUGAAGGACAGUCCACAAAUACCCUGUAGCCACUAAUACUGAACCCCAGAGUCAGAGAUGACACUAAUCUACCGAAAUACAAGACAGUGUUUGUUAAGUGUUGUUUUCUUUUUAGUAGAAAUACAGUCAGUGUUACUAGUAUAUUUUCAGUUGGCUCCCAGGACAACUUGAUAUUUAAAGAAAAAAGAACCAAAACCAAGAACCACACGCACAAAAACCCACAAUGACCCACCAAACAAAAGCCCAACCAAACAAAAAACCCCAAACAACUGACCAAAGGAUGGGGCAGCUGCAUGGAAAAGUAGGCCAGGGGCAGUUUGCCUUAUGUGAAUAAGGUAAAGUCAUUUUAGGGGACUAGAUACUUGAGUAAUGUGGGUUGGCUCCUCUCUAGCUUCCGGUAAUUGUUGGAAUGCUAAUGUAUUUCAAAAGCUCACUAGCUGCCCAAUCAGUGAAUGAAGAUUGUGCUUAAAAAUGCAAAUAGCAAAGAAGUACUUUUAAGAGCACAGUAUAGUAAACUUUGAACAGCCACCUGCAUAGGGAUUUUGUAUGCCCUUUUUUCCUUCUUAAAAACUUCAGAUUAACUUAAGGAAUAUUUGCUGCUAGUUGUAAAAGCAAAGUAUAUGUUAUUUAAUUAUGAUUGUCUCCUGGAACAGAAGAGUGAAGUGGUUACCUUAUUCUGCUUACACAGUGCAAGCCUGCUCUGUAGCAUUUGGGAUAUUCCAAACAUUGGAAUGUUUUUCUCCCUUGCCAUUGCAAGUCCUUGUUCUUGACUUGCCUGAGCUCUAACAAUAAAUGAGCAUGUUGACUGAUAAAAAUGCUGUGAUUGGUAUAUUGAAAUUGUACUAUUGCAGUGAAUACUACACCAGGAAAUCAUUUCUGAGAGUCUUUAGUAUUAUAAGAGUAUCAAUACAAUUUUCUGAUGCAGCAAGAGCCAAAUCUGUGAGGGAAUUGGUGCCUUUAUGUUAGUCAAAAACAGUUUGCUUCUUGGAUGUCUUACUGUUGUCAAUAGAAUAGAUGCUUAAUUUCCAUAUCUAUGGUAUGAAAUCGACACUUGUACAUCUUUGUAUGUCUGAAUGCUAUUAAGAAUGAAGGUUUACAGUUUCUGCUUUUGAUUGUUAAACUAUAUAUUGUGCACAAAAAUACAUACUUUUAUAACUGAA
Sturnus vulgaris (Common starling) is the source of this 3494-nucleotide messenger RNA. RefSeq names its product synaptosome associated protein 23 (gene SNAP23). Gene Ontology annotation, cellular component: plasma membrane; SNARE complex. Lineage: Eukaryota; Metazoa; Chordata; Aves; Passeriformes; Sturnidae. The record is from RefSeq and is a predicted model, not a curated record. Gene Ontology annotation, biological process: exocytosis; synaptic vesicle fusion to presynaptic active zone membrane; synaptic vesicle priming. Gene Ontology annotation, molecular function: SNAP receptor activity; syntaxin binding.